Molecule: messenger RNA, 1062 nt
Organism: Penicillium robsamsonii
Lineage: Eukaryota; Fungi; Ascomycota; Eurotiomycetes; Eurotiales; Aspergillaceae
Exons: 1
Coding region: 1-1062 (353 amino acids)
Source: RefSeq, a predicted model, not a curated record
AUGGUCCAUAAAGCAUGGAAGACGAUGCUGAAGCGGUGGAUUCGCGUCGUCUAUACGAUCACAACCGUAGAGAGGGAGGAGAGAUGGAGACAAUUCAAAGAGCACUACAAGGAGCCGAUUUUUGAACCUUUACUCCAAUAUCUACAGAGUGAAUGGCUAGACGACUGCCCUGAGUAUUUCCUUCAUGAAUACACCUCCGAAUACCUUCAUCUCAAUGAGAUUGCGACCUCUCGGACCGAGGGAGCUCACUGGCUGCUUAAGCAGGGCCUUCAAGUCUCAACUAAUGAUCUACUAGUGGUCCUUCGCACCUUUGAGAAUGCUGUAAAGCUUCAAUUUCAAAAGGCUACCGCUAAGAUCGAGAAUGAGAAGGUAAGAAGGCCUACUGAUAGUCGCUGGAAGCAGCUAUUCAGGCUAGUUCUUGGACGAAUUUCAGCCAAGGCGAUGGAGCAUACAAAAGACGUCUAUAACCGCUUCCUGCCAGCAAGUGACGAGAAGCCGCCGAUUCCUCCACUUUGCCGCUGUAAUUCGCUAGGUACGGCAGGGUUUCCAUGCAUUCAUCUCAUCAUACAGUACGAAGUGGAGAACAAGAGCUUUGAGCCUGAGUUAUUCCAUCAACACUGGCAUUUAUACAGUGUCUCUGCGCCUCCUAUUGACCCGCUACUCCUACUCCAGGAUCCUCUCCAAGUACGCCGGCGAGGACGCCCCCAAGGCGCUAGGAACUUCAUCGGCGGCGAAAGCACCCAAGCAAGCACCCAAGACACCUCCACCCAGCGAGAACCCUCCGGCUUCGAGCUCAUGCUAUCCCAGGAAGGUGGACGUGGACGUGGCCGUGGACGUGGCCGUGGCCGUGGCCGUGGACGUGGACGUGGAGGAACACAACAAGCCUCGCAGGGUGAUAACGGAGUGGGAAUAGCUUCGUCUACGGCCCAGGAAGCCCGUACGGCAUCGCCGGCGAGCAUUCCUCCUUCAUCUCAAGGGUCGGGAAUAGCUUCACCGGUCGCUCAGGACGCGAAUCGCCGGUCGGGCCGGAUCAGGAAGCGGCCAAAGCAUUACGAAUGGUAA